This is a messenger RNA of Leishmania braziliensis MHOM/BR/75/M2904, 570 nucleotides long. RefSeq lists its product as hypothetical. The coding region runs from base 1 to 570 and encodes 189 amino acids. The transcript has a single exon. The record is from RefSeq and is a predicted model, not a curated record. Lineage: Eukaryota; Euglenozoa; Kinetoplastea; Trypanosomatida; Trypanosomatidae.
AUGUUUUCGUCAUGCACGGCGCUGUACGCGCGUGCCCUGGUGGAUCGCAAGUCCCCAAAGCUCUGGGGAGCACCCGGCGCGCCGAUUAUUCGCAUGCGCGGUCACCACGUAACGUGGAAGUUUCAGUCGUAUGAUAUUUUUGUCGAACACACGCACCGGCGUCGCAACUCCGACAUUCGUCUUCUGCACUACCUAGGCAAGCACUGCCCUCACCCGCAAAAGUCGUUGUGGUCGCCUGACACACCAGUCACGCAGGACCGUCACUUGUUUAUGUUGACCACUGUUGACGUGGACGCCUUCAAGUACUGGUUUGGUGUCAAGCGAUGCCGUCUUUCCGUAGGCCCCUGGAACAUUCUCGCUAAAUCGGGGCUUCUCCCGCCCUCUUACAAGCAGAACUCAAAGCUCAUGCCGAAGCCGAUCUUCGACAAGGAGCACUUGAUGAGGUACUACUUGGCGAACCGAAAAGAUCGGCGGCAGAUGGAGCGGGAGGACUACUUAAGCUACAAAAAUAGCCUGGUGAAGUCGCCAGAGGAGCGCGCCGCGGAGCGGCCGGUGGCACCCUUUUUGUAG